Molecule: messenger RNA, 2895 nt
Organism: Talaromyces amestolkiae
Lineage: Eukaryota; Fungi; Ascomycota; Eurotiomycetes; Eurotiales; Trichocomaceae
Exons: 2
Coding region: 1-2895 (964 amino acids)
Biological process (GO): nucleoside metabolic process
Molecular function (GO): ATP hydrolysis activity; protein binding; ADP binding
Source: RefSeq, a predicted model, not a curated record
AUGCGGCCUAGAAGUCGGAAUGACUUUACGAUCGCAAUCAUCUGCGCACUCACUCUCGAGGCUGACGCUGUUGACGGCCUUUUCGAUGAAACCUACGACCGUCUCGGGCAACACUACAGCAAACAAUCAGGUGAUCCAAAUGCUUAUAUCAAUGGAAGAAUUGGCAAGCAUAAUGUUGUUCUGUGCUACUUGCCUAGUAUAGGCAAACGAAGCGCAGCAAGUGCUGCUUCGAGCCUGCAGGUCAGCUAUACUAACAUCGAGCUUGUCUUAGUUGUUGGUAUAUGUGGAGGCGCCCCAUCGUCACCUAGUGGACAAGGGAUAUUCCUGGGCGACGUUAUCAUUAGCGAUUCUGUGGUCCAAUAUGACUUUGGUAGGCAGUACCCUAGUGGCUUUCAACGAAAGUCUGGAGUAAAGGACAAACUAAGUCGACCGAACCGAGAGAUCCGAACUCUUCUAAAUGCUCUCAGGGCUGAAAAUACCCACAACGAAUUCCAAAGCCGGAUUCAGCAAUAUCUCAACACGCUUCAACAAAUGGGAGCCAGUUGGUGCCAUCCACAAACCCAUGAUGUUCUUUUCAAUGCUUCUUACAUUCACAAACAUGACAGCUCUGUAAUAUGUGACUGCUCCGACAUAACCGGGGAAAUCUGCAGCGCUGCACUAGAGGGAAACUGUGAUGAUCUUGGAUGUGACAAAAGCCAAGUAAUCCGGUGUCGAGAAGAUGCUACCAAGGUCUCAGCACAUAUUGGAACCCUCGCUUCCGCCGAUACUGUGAUGAAGUCCGGACAGCACCGUGAUGCCAUAAUCAGGGAGGAAGCGGUCAUAGGGUUUGAAAUGGAAGGGGCAGGAGUGUGGGAUGACAUCCCAUGUAUUGUCAUCAAAGGUGUGUGCGAUUAUGCAGACAGCCAUAAGAACAAGGAAUGGCAAGCAUACGCUGCAGCAACUGCAGCCUCUGCGGCAAAAGUUUUACUGGAAUAUUGGAGGCCUCGGAGUCACGAAGACAAAGGCAGAUCUCGUCAUUUGAUGAUCCCGUUCAGGAGAAAUUUGCGCUUUGUGGGCAGGCAGGACGAGAUGAGUAAAUUAGAGGAAACAAUAUCGACAGCCCAAGGGCCACAAAAACUCGCCAUCACAGGCUUGGGCGGGGUUGGUAAGACCCAAGUGGCCCUAGAGCUGGCUUACCGUAUGCAAGACCGAGAUCCUGAAUGUUCAAUCUUCUGGAUCCCCUGCACCAGCCAUCAGGCUGUUGAACAGGCCUGGAGGACUAUUGCAGAGAUGUUAGGUAUCUCAGAUGCGAAUUCAGCACAGAUGAAAGAACGUAUCAAGCAUUUCUUUGCCAAAAAGGAUUGGAAGUGGCUGCUUAUCUUCGACAACGCAGAUGAUAUGGACAUGUGGAUGGAAGGCAGCAGUACGAGCCCGCCACUAAAAGACCUCCUUCCUGAUCAUAACCAAGGUCAUAUCGUCUUCACUACUCGCAAUCGGAAGUUAGCCGUGAAGUUGGCAUCAUCCGACGUGAUACAUGUUCGCGAGCUCGAUGAGAAGACAGGCGUGGAAUUUUUGGAAAAGUCCCUGAUACAAAAAGGUCUGCUCAGCGACAGUCAUCUUGUGCUCGCCCUUCUUGAACAGCUCACAUUUCUCCCAUUGGCGAUUGCUCAAGCAGCGGCAUAUAUGAACGAGAACAGUAUUGACAUCUCGGAUUACCUACUGCUUCUCCAAGAACAGGAGGCAGAUGUUGUGGAGCUACUGAGCGAGGAUUUUGGUGAUGAUGGACGCUAUACGGAUAUGCAAAACCCAGUAGCCAUGACUUGGCUAAUAUCGUUUCAGCAAGUUCAGAAGCUUGACCAACUUGCCUGCGACUAUUUGUCACUCAUGGCUUGUGUUGCUCCACGUAAUAUUCCAGAAUCGUUGCUUCCACCACCAGCAUCCAAGAAGAAGAAGACCGAUGCUCUGGGCCUUCUCAGCGCAUACUCUUUUAUUACAAUCCAACCAGGAAAUGCUUCCAUAUCCCUACAUCGCCUGGUACAUCUGGCAACACGAAAUUGGAUGAAGAAGGAGAGCCAAUUUCCUCGCUACAUAAAAAUUGCAGCUGGUCGGUUAAUCGAGAUAUUCCCUGCUAGUUAUGAAAACAACUACAAGCUUUGGUUAGAAUAUCUGCCCCACAGUAUGGUUUUGUUGAUUGAGCAGGAUCUUAAAGAAAACCGACAGUUGUAUUUUGACUACAUACAGAACGUGGAAGCCUGCUUAAGUGGUGUUGGGGGAAAGCUGUUGGAGCAGGUAGUGGUGGUCUCAAAAAAGGUUCUAGGCCCACAGCAUCUCGAUACCCUCUCUAGGAUGGAAAACCUUGCAGCAGAAUAUUGGAAUGAAGGGAAAUUGAAGGAAGCAGAAGAGCUAGACAUACAGGUAUUGGAAACCCGGAAGUUGGUGCAAGGACCAAUGCACUUUUCAACUGUGACUGCAAUGAAUAGCCUUGCAUUGGUAUACGCUAGUCAGGGACGAUGGAAAGAAGCAGAAGAGCUGCAAAGAGAGGUAGUCAAACAUCGGUACCAGACACCAGGGCCAGAGCAUCCUACGACUAUAAACAGCAUAGAAUUCCUCGCCAAGAUUUUGAAGCAACUGGGAAACACCUCAGAAGCUCUAACUCUCCUCAGGACAUGUGCGAAUCUCCGUGUCAAUUAUUACGGCCCGAAUCAUCUACUUGCUAAGAUGUUGUGGAGGAGAUUUGAUGAGUGGGAAACCGAGGAUAGCACAUCAAAGGACCGGACAAGAGAGGCUUUGGCAGAGACUUCCGAGGUUUUUGCUAUCCAAUCUCCUCCCACCCAGCAUGAGGAAUCAGCUCAAAGAGACCCAAAGAGACUCAAAUCCUAUCAUGGAGGCUACACAAAGGAGACUUCUCCAAGAUGA